Messenger RNA from Drosophila grimshawi, 732 nucleotides. RefSeq names its product acyl carrier protein, mitochondrial (gene ND-ACP). Gene Ontology annotation, molecular function: acyl binding; acyl carrier activity. The record is from RefSeq and is a predicted model, not a curated record. The transcript has 5 exons. Bases 85 to 627 code for a protein of 180 amino acids. Gene Ontology annotation, biological process: fatty acid biosynthetic process. Gene Ontology annotation, cellular component: mitochondrion. NCBI's taxonomy places the organism in Eukaryota, Metazoa, Arthropoda, Insecta, Diptera, Drosophilidae.
UCAACAUCUGUGCUGCCUUGCUCCUCCAGAACUUUUACAUAAUCUGAGCUCCCGUUUCGACAGAAAUUCGGUGUAACACAAAAGAUGUCGUUCACACAAGUCGCACGUAGCUGCGGUCGAUUUGCGGCUGCCCUGACCACAGUUCGCAUCGCCAGUGUCGCUGUUCAGACGCAGUCGAGGAUGCUCCAUCGGAUUGCGGUGCCUGCGAUUGGCGCUCAGCUCACCCAAAAGUUCUUCACAGUGCGCAACUAUUCGGUAAGGAAUACCAUGGAAGAAAUUGAGCAUCGUGUUUUGAAAGUGGUUUCGGCCUACGACAAAGAGAGCAGAUGUCGCUGGCAAACGCAAUCGGUGCGCAGUUACUCGGCGAAACCGCCAUUGUCGCUGAAACUGAUCAACGAGCGCGUCUUGCUUGUGUUGAAGCUGUACGAUAAGAUCGAUCCCAGCAAGCUUAACGUGAACUCGCACUUCAUCAAUGAUCUGGGCUUGGAUUCACUGGAUCACGUUGAGGUCAUCAUGGCCAUGGAGGAUGAGUUCGGCUUUGAGAUUCCAGACUCCGAUGCUGAGAAGCUUCUGAAACCUGCCGACAUCAUUAAAUACGUCGCCGACAAGGAGGAUGUGUAUGAAUAAAUGUAAUGCAUAACCAUUAAAAGAUUACACUAAUUUUAAAUGAACAGAGUCAAAUUUGAUUUGAACAAUAUACAAAACUUGAAUAAAUCAGAACGUUAAACCAAA